GCUAGCAAACAUAACGAAGAAAUCUUUGUGACGAGGACCCUCAACGACCCGCUGUCAGACCUGUCAUCACGCCGCUCAGCCGUUAACCGACAACUCACAAUGCAUUCCUGUGUGUCUUAGCCGCCGCAUUCAACCUUUCAGUCACCAUGAAAACAAGAUUCACCACCAUGGAUAUCAGGGCAGUCAUUGCCGAGAUCAAUGCUAACUACAUUGGCAUGAGAGUAAACAACGUGUAUGACAUCGACACCAAGACGUAUCUCAUCCGUCUGCAAAAGCCUGACUGCAAAGCUAUUCUCCUGAUUGAGUCUGGGACUCGUAUUCACUCCACAGACUUUGAAUGGCCCAAGAACAUGAUGCCUUCAGGCUUUGCAAUGAAAUGUCGAAAACACCUGAAGUCACGGCGGUUGACCCAGAUUAAGCAGCUCGGGAUUGACCGGAUUGUUGACCUCCAGUUUGGCUCAGAUGAGGCUGCCUACCACUUGAUAGUGGAACUGUAUGACAGGGGUAACGUCAUUCUUGCAGACCACGAGUACACCAUCCUGAACCUGCUGCGGUUUCGUACAGCGGAGGUAGAUGAUGUGAAGAUUGCUGUCAGAGAGCGGUACCCUGUGGAAAACGCCCGACCCCCUGAACCUCUCAUCAGUUUAGAGCGACUCACUGAAAUCCUCAGUAAAGCACACAAUGGAGACCAAGUGAAAAAGGUCCUGAACCCUCACCUUCCCUAUGGAGCCACUCUGAUAGAACACAGCUUGAUAGAGGUGGGACUGUCAGCCUCGGUCAAAGUUGACAACCAAGUUGAUGCUGCUCAAGUUGCACCUAAAAUCCUGGAAGCCCUGCAGACUGCAGAAACCUAUAUGGAAAAAACGGAGAACUUCAGUGGCAAAGGCUUCAUCAUUCAAAAGAGUGAGAAGAAACCAAGCUUAACUCCUGGCAAACCCAUCGAAGAACUGCUAACAUAUGAUGAAUUCCACCCAUUCCUCUUUUCCCAGCAUGCAAAGAGCCCCUAUUUGGAGUUUGAUACUUUUGACAAGGCAGUAGAUGAGUUCUUUUCUAAAAUGGAGAGUCAGAGGAUUGACAUGAAGGCGUUGCAGCAGGAGAAACAGGCUAUGAAGAAGUUGGAAAAUGUUAAGAAGGACCACGUGCAGAGAUUGGAGGCCUUGCACCAAGUACAGGAGGUGGACAGAAUAAAGGGUGAACUGGUGGAGAUGAACCUGCCUGUGGUAGAGAGGGCGCUGCAGGUGGUGCGCAGUGCACUGGCCAAUCAGGUGGACUGGAGUGAGAUCGGCAUUAUCGUCAAGGAGGCACAAGAUGCUGGAGACCCAGUGGCCUGCGCCAUCAAGGACCUGAAGCUGCAGACCAACCACAUCACCAUGCUUUUAAAGAAUCCAUAUAUUUCUGAGGAAGACCAGGAAGAUGAAGUGAAAAAAGAUGUGGUGGAGGAGAAAGGGAAGAAAAACAAAAACAAAGACAAAGGACAGCACAAGAAGUUGCAAGGGAACAAGCCUACGUUAGUGGAUGUGGAUCUUGGCCUGUCGGCUUAUGCCAAUGCCAAAAAGUACUAUGACUUCAAACGCACUGCUGAAAAGAAGGAACAUAAAACCAUUGAAGCAGCAGAUAAGGCUAUGAAAUCUGCAGAGAGAAAAACACAGAAAACACUGAAGGAGGUUCAGACGGUCACCACCAUCCAGAAGGCCAGGAAAGUCUACUGGUUUGAGAAGUUCCUGUGGUUCAUCAGCUCGGAGAAUUAUCUCGUCAUCGCUGGAAGAGAUCAGCAGCAGAACGAGAUGAUCGUCAAACGCUACCUCCGGGCAGGAGAUGUCUAUGUCCAUGCUGACCUCCAUGGAGCGACUAGCUGUGUCAUUAAAAACCCCUCAGUUUACCCGAUCCCUCCUCGUACCCUGACAGAAGCUGGCACUAUGUCUGUGUGCUACAGUGCUGCUUGGGACGCCAAGAUCGUCACCAGCGCUUGGUGGGUUCAUCAUCACCAGGUGUCUAAGACGGCUCCCACUGGAGAGUACCUGACCACUGGAAGUUUCAUGAUCAGAGGAAAGAAAAACUUUCUGCCGCCUUCUUACUUAAUUAUGGGCUUCGGAUUCCUCUUCAAGGUCGAUGAGGAGAGUGUGUCUCGGCACCGAGGCGAGAGGAAGGUGAAGACUGUAGAGGAGGACAUGGAGGACGUCACAUCCAAAGCUGCCGAGCUGUUGGAGGAGGGAGAGGAGCUGAUCGGUGAUGACAGCAGUAAUGAGGAUGAGGACGGGGAUGGAGAGAUGGAAAAGAAGAUUAAAAAGGUGGUUGGGAGGGAUGACGGUGCGAGUGUAGAACUGUCCGCUGUUCCUGAGGAGGAGAACAUGGAGGCAGAGGAAGAGGAGGGUGGAGACGAAGACAGCGUGGAGGAAAAGGAGAUGGAAAGCGAAGAAUUUAGCUUUCCAGAUACGACCAUCUCCCUUUCUCAUUUACAGCCCAGCAGAAAUACUCAGAACCCUGGUUUCAAGAAGGAAGUGACCGCUCAGGUGGACGUAGACUCGCAGGGGAGGAAACGCAUGACUGCCAAGCAGAGAAGAGAAGAGAAGAAGAAGAAGCAAGGUUGUGACACUGAGGAGAAGACUGACAUUGUAUCUGCUGGAUCAGCAGUUGAUCAGGGGUCCAGAGGUGGAGGAGGAGGUGGUGGAGGAAGUGGAGGUGUAGGAGGAGGAGGUGUAGUAGGAGGAGGUGGUGUAGUAGGAGGAAGUGGAGGAGGAGGAGGAGGUCCCUCCCAGCAGCCACCCAAGAGAGGCCAAAGGAACAAGUUGAAGAAGAUCAAAGAGAAGUACAAAGACCAGGAUGAAGAGGACAGGGAGCUGAUGAUGCAGCUGCUCGGGUCAGCUGGGUCCGCUAAAGAGGAGAAGGAUAAGGGGAAAAAAGGAAAGAAGGGGAAGGGGAAAGAUGACCACGUCAGGAAACCACCCCUUCAGAAACCCCCCCAGAAACCUCGUACUGUGGAGGCUGCACCGAACAAAACGGAGACGGGAGGAGGGGAGGGUGAAGAGGAGAGACAGCCUGGAGAGGAGGGAGGGCCUGCUGAACAGGAGGACAAGGAAGAUGAGGUGGACCAGGACAAUCCCGGAGCAGAGGAAGUAGAGAAUCUGCUCACCUCUCUGUCGGGCCAGCCUCAUCCUGAAGAUGUGCUGUUGUUUGCGGUGCCAGUCUGCGCUCCAUACACCGCCCUGUCCAACUACAAACACAAGGUGAAACUGACACCAGGUGCUCAGAAGAAAGGAAAAGCUGCACGCACUGCAGUUCUCAGCUUCACGAAAGCCAGAGAUGCCUCAACCAGAGAGAAAGACCUGUUCCGUAGUGUCAAGGACACUGAUCUAUCCAGAAACAUGCCGGGCAAAGUUAAAGUGUCUGCUCCAAACCUGCUGGCUGCCAAGAAGAAAUGAGAGCCACGGGACUCUGCCCACUUCGUCUACAUUUCAAGCAUAAUCAUUACAGGACAUCAAUCAUUGUUUCUGUCCAUCAACAAUUUGUUUUAAAUGAAAACAUGUAAAUUAACAAAGCUGAACAGAACACAACUUAUGGUAUGUGUUUAUUCUUGGGAGUACGAAGUAACAAUAUGCAUUGUAUUCUACAAUAAAAAUCAUCAAGGGAA
Messenger RNA from Cottoperca gobio, 3628 nucleotides. RefSeq names its product nuclear export mediator factor (gene nemf). Gene Ontology annotation, molecular function: tRNA binding; ribosomal large subunit binding. Gene Ontology annotation, cellular component: RQC complex. Gene Ontology annotation, biological process: ribosome-associated ubiquitin-dependent protein catabolic process; rescue of stalled cytosolic ribosome. The transcript is spliced from 33 exons. Lineage: Eukaryota; Metazoa; Chordata; Actinopteri; Perciformes; Bovichtidae. The coding region runs from base 147 to 3419 and encodes 1090 amino acids. The record is from RefSeq and is a predicted model, not a curated record.